Messenger RNA from Oryzias melastigma (Indian medaka), 5343 nucleotides. RefSeq names its product GTP binding protein 2b (gene gtpbp2b). The record is from RefSeq and is a predicted model, not a curated record. NCBI's taxonomy places the organism in Eukaryota, Metazoa, Chordata, Actinopteri, Beloniformes, Adrianichthyidae. Bases 191 to 2011 code for a protein of 606 amino acids. Gene Ontology annotation, molecular function: translation elongation factor activity; GTP binding; GTPase activity. Gene Ontology annotation, biological process: translational elongation. The transcript has 12 exons.
GGAAGUGGAGUAAAACCCCAACAGCUCCUGUGAUGCUGAGGAGAGAGCAUCCUCCUGAGCGAGUCUCCUCCGCACACAGGCCGUGUGUUUUACUAGAAUAAACGCUAUGAGGAAAUCUUUCGUCAUAUUUUAAAUCAGCUUAAGCUUCAGUCCCGGUUCCUGCGGUACUUAUGACAUUCUGAGCCCAGCGAUGGUGGAUUUGUCCGAAGCUGGAGCUGUCGUCUCCCCGGGACGCAGCAGACACUCCGGCUCGAGCAACAACGGGAGGAAAACGUCCAAAAAGUCACGGACGAAAAGAGGCAAGCGAGGCAGAAGACGGCGGAGUAAAAAGAACCGAAACAACAAAACCCCGCCGCCGUUUUUACCGCCGGAGGCUGAAGAAGGAAACAUUGAGUAUAAGUUAAAGUUGGUCAAUCCCACUCAGUACCGCUUUGAGCAUCUGGCCACUCAGCUGAAAUGGCGUCUGCAGGAAGGCCGCGGCGAGGCCGUCUACCAGAUCGGAGUGGAAGACAACGGGCUGCUGGUGGGCCUGACUGAGGCUGACAUGAAGGCCUCGCUCAAGACCUUAAGGAGGAUGGCAGAGAAGGUCGGGGCCGACAUCACUCUCCUGCGAGAGCGGGAGGUGGACUACGACCUGGACAGAAACACCAGGAAAAUUGCAGAAGUGCUCGUCCGGAAGGUUCCAGAUGAUCAGCAGUUCCUGGACCUGCGGGUGGCGGUCCUGGGGAAUGUGGACUCGGGGAAGUCCACCCUGCUGGGCGUCUUGACGCAGGGCGAGCUGGAUAACGGGCGAGGCCGUGCGCGGCUCAACCUCUUCAGACACCUGCACGAAAUCCAGACCGGACGCACCUCCAGCAUCAGCUUUGAGAUCCUGGGCUUCAACAGCAAAGGAGAGGUGGUGAACUACAGCGAGUCGCGCACCGCCGAGGAGAUCUGCGAGAGCUCCUCCAAGAUGAUCACGUUCAUCGACCUGGCCGGACACCACAAAUACCUGAAGACCACCAUUUUUGGACUGACCAGCUACUGCCCGGACUUCGCCAUGCUGGUAGUGAGCGCCAACACCGGCAUCGUGGGUACCACGCGGGAGCACCUCGGUCUAGCCAUGGCGCUGAAACUUCCCAUCUUUAUCGUGGUCAGCAAAGUGGACCUUUGCUCUCACGGGACGGUGGAGCGAACGGUCCGGCAGCUGGAGCGGAUUCUGAAGCAGCCCGGCUGCAACAAGGUCCCCAUGGUGGUGUCGAACCCCGACGACGCCGUGACCGCCGCUCAGCAGUUCACCCAGUCCACGUGCGUCACGCCCAUCUUCACCCUGUCGAGUGUUUCUGGAGAGAACCUGGAGCUUCUGAAGGUUUUCCUGAACAUCCUCCCUCCACUCAGCAACAGCAAAGAGCAGGAAGAGCUGAUGCAGCAGCUCACAGAGUUCCAGGUGGAUGAGAUCUACUCGGUUCCUGAUGUUGGGACCGUGGUUGGAGGAACUCUGUACAGCGGGGUGUGUCGGGAGGGCGAGCGGCUGGUGGUGGGGCCAACAGACGAGGGCCGCUUCCUGCGUCUGAAGGUGGGCAGCAUCCAGAGGAACCGCUCGGCCUGCAGAGUCCUGAGGGCAGGCCAGGCCGCCACGCUGGCUCUGGGGAACUUUGACCGCUCACUGCUGCGAAAGGGCAUGGUGAUGGUCAGUCCCAAGAUGAACCCGACCAUCUGCUGCCAGUUCGAAGCCGCCAUCGUCCUUCUCUUCCACGCUAAGACCUUCCGGCGGGGGUCGCAGGUCACAGUACACGUCGGGAACGUCCGACAGACGGCCAUCGUGGAGCGGCUCCACGGGAAGGAGGAGCUGCGGACGGGCGAGAGGGCCGUCGUCCAGUUCCGCUUCAUCAAGCACCCCGAGUACCUGCGGCUCGGAGCCAAGCUGCUGUUCCGGGAGGGCGUCACCAAAGGCAUCGGCCACGUCGCCCGCCUGCUGCCCCCCUCCCAGAACCACGACCAGAACCACGACCAGAACCUGCAGGAGUACUGAAGAGUUUCCUGCUGGAUCUGAUUGGGUUUAUCUUCCUGCAUCAUGCCAGCGUCUUAAUCCGCCUUUCCUGGAUCUUUGCUGUCAUCCUCAUCCUCGCCUGAGGGUCCAGUAAGUCCAUCAUCAUCAUCAUCAUCCUCUCCUUCUCCCCAGCAGGCGCUCGUGUCUCCAGUCAAAUCUGGAUGACCCGUUUGAGGCUUAAUCUGAUGUUGUGCCACAGACUGAUUGAAGAAGCUUCUUGUUUAUGUCGUGAGAAGACGGCGGGAUUAGAGACUUUGACGCAGCGCCGGCCUGUCUUCUGUCGAGGAGAGGAAACGUCUGCAGACUCGAAGUUCAAGGAGUCCGAUUAUCUUCAGAGUGAGAUGAUGCUUCUGCUCACUAAUCUGAGGUGGAUUGCUUUCCUGGUUGAUCUUUUGCCAUCAAAAUUUCAGACCAAUUAUUUUUUUGAGGUUUUUGCUCAUCCUCCAACUCCACGUUCAUUAUUUUUAUCUGAAUGCUGAGAGUUUUAGGUUUUCUCUGAAACACUUCCCGCACUUUCAAAAGUCAUUGAAGCUUUUAUUUUAGGAGCUUAAUAUGUGACGAACUUCAGAAAGUCUAUUUAUUUAGUUCAUCCUCUUCCUCUAAGCACAAGUUUGAACGUCUCACUUUAUUUUGCACAAAUCAAUGGAAGUCAUUCAGGAGUCCAACGUCAGCGAGCAUUUCACUUCCAGGGUUCAUGAUGUUCUCCUCACUGCAUCCGGUCUGGUGUGCAGCUUUGCAGUCUCAUGGUUUUGACUCACUGUAUAUGAGUACUGGACUGAGUAACCCCUCCCCCCUGGUGUUCCAAACAGGAAGUACCUGCUGGCUCCAAGAAGCCAAAAUCCCACAGACUUCUGUAGAGAAAUAAACUGCUGUACUCGGUCAUUCUUACAUUUUUUAAAUAUUCUUUAUAAUUCUUUUUUCUUUUUUUUCUGUUGUUAUUCAAAAAGGUAGGUGGAGCCUGCUGACCCCCACUUCCAAUUGUCAAAACAUUUGUAAGAUUUUGUGUAGUCUGCUCUCUAGUCGAAAGGGUGUGGCCUAUGAACAAGCUCGCUCCUGAUUUGCCAGACUGGUUGCCAUAGAAACAUUGACUCAGAUUGACUUGGAGCGAUCACUAAGUAGCUGCAUUCCCAUUAUACAUCCGUGCAAAACAUUACAAAUUUUGAAAUGUAGAAAAAACAAAUUUUUUAAAAUUAAAUCAUAAUUAUGCAAAUAAAUACAAACCAACUCAUGUGAUAAGUCAUUCAAAAACACUGCAACGGACAGGAUCAGUACUCUGAUUUACAGCAGAUAUAUUCACAUUUCUACUGUGUCACUAGCGCUCAUCAUCUAUCAAAGGAGACGUCAGCGUUGGUCUUAUUCAGGCCGUGGAGCGGCGAGCUGUACGGAGCGACUACAGAUGAAGAGAUUUGGGGAAAUGGUUUUUACAGAGGAGCUGUGGAUCCAACAGUUCUACAUGACACGCUCAACUUUUGAUGGGCUGUGAUGCUGACCUCUAGUCGUGCAGUCACUGUUGGUCAUGUGACUCAUUUAACUUGAAAAGUGUUUCCAUUGCAGUUUAGCUAAACAUGUCCAUUUCAGUGCGCCUCAAAAAUCACCACCUCUAACUGAAAAAAUGUUUUUUCUAUUACUGCUAAAGUUUUUUUUCCAAAUGUUUCCAUCAGGUAAAUUUAUUAUCGCAAAUCAAAUUUGCACAAUUCUAUAGUCAGUGGAAACUCAUUUGGCUCCAACAUGGCGGCGUCUAUAUCGUGAAAAAAUGGCGACUGAAUUGACUUAAUGUGGUUGGAGCCAGAAGUUUCCAGUCCUCAGAUACAGUCAGUGAGUAGAAGGUGUUCAGUUGGAUUUUCAGAGUAAAACUCCUUCCUGUAGUUUUCUUGAUUAAAUAUAACUAUAUUAAAGAGCAGCACAGGGACACCAAACUCAAAAAUGUUGAUUAAAAAAACUAAAUAAAUCUGAAAUAAUUACAUUAUCAAAUUUUUACAUCCAUUCUAACUUUGGUAGCAUUAUUUUGUUAAUCAACCCUAAGAAAUGUGGUAAAAAAAACAUGCAAAAUUGUUGGAUUUUGAAUAAAAUUCUGCUUUUUUUUUUUUGGAGUCCUGAAGUCUCCUGAAGAGUGUUUUCUGAAUGCCAGAAGUUUCUUUCAGAUUUAGAGUUUUGAAGCUCAAUCUAAUCAACAAAAUCGACCCCAUAUCAUGAUACACUCGCCGCAGUUCCCUCCACUCUUCACUCUGAUGAAACCAGAUCUCGACCAUUUAUCACCAUUUAUACUUUCUUAUUACCUCAGUUUCCUUUCCUCGCGCUCUCUAGAUUUGUUUUUCUGAAAGUAUUUCUGGUUUUCUUCACCCUAAACUGAUUUCACUCCCAAUAUCUUUAGUGGAAAUUCAACAUUAAGGGUGUUCACGACUCUACCAGAUUUUUAUAUUAUUUUAUUUAUUUUAUUUUUUGUUUAGAAACGAGAGCACUCAUGGCGUCCCUCAGGGUUUGACACUGACUCGUUCACAGAUGUUUCCGUAUGAGAGCAUGCAGACGUUUCAGCUGCAGAAAUGUUGAUUCAUAGAAGCACAGAAAACAUCAAACUCUUUUAUUAUUAUUAUUAUUUAUUUGGGUGCUGCUCCUCUGAUGUUUGGACGGCCACAUUUUUCCGACCUUCAGUCAUGAAUCCUGCACAUCCUCAACUGAAUUCUUUCUUAUUGUUUUUGAAGUCUUUUUUUUUAGUUUAAAGAAUAAUUUACAGAUUUAGAUGAUAAUUUAUGUGUUAUAAUUCAUAAUUAUCUACUCAAAUCUUUGCAUGAAGCAGCCUCUGGUUAACGUUUCAUCCUGUGAACUUGUGCUGCAGAUAUUUAGUUUUUUUCGAUCAAAGAAUGCCGUGUUUUCUCUCUACAGCCUUACAGUGACAUUAAAAUGCAACUUUAAAAGAAUUGAUACCUGUAUUUAUACAUGACUUCCGUUGAGUUUCCUCCAGUUUGCCUUUCCUGUGAUUUCAAAGAAAUGUUUUUUUUUUUUUUUUUCCACCCAUCAGCCUGCAUGCUCUUUGACCGUCCCACUGCAAAAUGGUGAAGCAUUUAAGAUUUUAGUUUUUUUUCUUUCUGUGCAAUUGUAAACCUAAAUAUUGAAUGUAUCCUCCUUGAUCCCGUGUCGGUUACUGAUCAAACGAGGUUUCUUUGCACUUUGUUCUCUGAGUCUGCAUGUUUGUUGGAGAGCUGUGGUGCAAAAAUAACAAAAUCAGCAAGAAAAUCCUGCAGCUGAAGUGGAUUCGCAAGUUUGCUUUUCCUGUCCGUCCUUUUAUGUCUUCAAUAAACUAAUGAAGUGAAAAAAAA